Molecule: messenger RNA, 798 nt
Organism: Ziziphus jujuba (common jujube)
Lineage: Eukaryota; Viridiplantae; Streptophyta; Magnoliopsida; Rosales; Rhamnaceae
Product: LEAF RUST 10 DISEASE-RESISTANCE LOCUS RECEPTOR-LIKE PROTEIN KINASE-like 2.3
Exons: 4
Coding region: 1-798 (265 amino acids)
Biological process (GO): protein phosphorylation
Molecular function (GO): protein kinase activity; ATP binding
Source: RefSeq, a predicted model, not a curated record
AUGACCAUUGCAAGGUCCGAUCUUUCAGACAAUCCUUGUUCUGCAAAAUUUGAUACCCUUUCGAGUAACACUCUCUUUGAUUAUGCUCCUACUGUUUACAAUCUCACUUUACUAUACGGCUGCCAAUUAAACCCUCUGGAUGAUUUUGAUGCUGAUCAAUAUAAUUUUACGUGUGGAAAUGAUAAAUUUGUUUACUAUGCCAACGACUGCUUAAUGGAGACUACAUCUUCAGAGGGAUCUGAGGCUGGAAAAUUUGAUGUUCCUGCGGCUUUGAAACAAGGAUUUGAAGUGGAAUUCAAGUAUAACAGAUCAAUUUGCAAGGGUUGUGAGCAAUCUGAUGGGAAAUGCGGAUCUAACACCACCACCAACCAAUUCGUCUGUUAUUGUCCUAAAAAAGAGUCUAAUGGAGUCUUUUUUCCUCAUGGUGGUGCUGUUGCAAUCAAGAAAAUGACCAACAAUAAUUCACAUGAAGUAGGUCGUGGAGCCUUUGGUGUUGUGUGCAAAGGAAAGUUACAGGAUGGUUCAGAUGUGGUUGUCAAGAUCCUAACCGAACCCAAAGAGAAUGGAGACAAAGAGAAUAGCGACGUGUUUAUCAAUGAGGUAGCAAGCAUCAGUAAAACGGCUCAUGUAAAUGUUAUUAAACUUUUGGAACUUUGCUUACAAAGAUGCAGAAGGGCUCUCAUUUACGAGUACAUGCCCAAAGGAUCACUUGAAAAGUUCAUAUUCAUAAAUCGUUCAAAAACUACUCGUGACUUAGCAUGGGAAAAACUGCUCCAAAUUGCUAUAGAGAUUGCUUGA